ACCAUUUUCCUUCACAAGUUCACAUCCAUUUUCUCCACAAUCUUCCUUUUCUCUUAGUUCAUCGCUAAUCCUGUUUUCGUGUCAAUGGCCGGUAUUAAAGUUCACGGAAUCCCCACUUCUACAGCCACAGCUAGGGUUCUAGCUGCCCUCUACGAAAAGGGCCUUCAAUUCGAGCUUGUUAAUGUUAAGUUGCAUGAAGGGGAACACAAGAAAGAGCCCUUCCUCUCAAUCAAUCCCUUUGGUCAAGUUCCUGGGUUUAACGAUGGAGAUCUGACGCUUUUUGAAUCCAGGGCGAUCACGCAGUAUAUCUCGGGAAAUUAUGCUAGCAAUGGAACCGAGUUGAUUCCGAAAGACUCCAAGAAAGGGGCGGUCGUGUUAACGUGGAUCGAGGUGGAGAGCCACCAUUUUGACCCAGUAGCCAUGAAACUGGUGUUCGAGUUCUGCCUAAAGCCAUUAUUUGGGCUGGGUGAUGCAGAUCCUGCAGUGGUUGAGAAAAGCGAAGCUGAUUUAGGCCAAGUUCUUGACAUCUAUGAGAAAAGGCUGUCCGGGUCCAAAUACUUGGGAGGUGACUCCUUCAGCUUGGCUGAUCUGCACCAUCUCCCCGUAUUAGGCUACCUGUUGGCUACACCGUCGAAGAAACUGUUUGAAUCUAGACCCCAUGUCAAUGCUUGGGUGGCUGAUAUCAUAGCCAGGCCAUCUUGGGCCAAAGUCCUUGCUCUCCGCAAGUGAUGGAGCCUUAGACUUUGCAGAUGGGUCUUGAUUUGUGCUGAUCAUAUCAUCACAAACUUGAAUAAAAGACUGUACUGUGGUAGUGUCUUCUCUGUAGGUCCUCUCUGUUUCUGUGUGUUGUGUGUAUCAUCCAUGUAACGAGCUUGGUGCUUCUGAGUAUGACGAACUGGAUCUGUGUGAUUAUCAUAUUCAGAGGAAUUGGUUGCUAUACAUGAUGAACUAUUAGAUCUCUGAGUUUGUUUUCUUCCUACUUCAUAUGAACAUUGAUAG
This is a messenger RNA of Cucurbita pepo subsp. pepo (vegetable marrow), 999 nucleotides long. Its product is annotated as glutathione S-transferase. NCBI's taxonomy places the organism in Eukaryota, Viridiplantae, Streptophyta, Magnoliopsida, Cucurbitales, Cucurbitaceae. The record is from RefSeq and is a predicted model, not a curated record. Gene Ontology annotation, molecular function: glutathione binding; glutathione transferase activity. Gene Ontology annotation, biological process: glutathione metabolic process. Gene Ontology annotation, cellular component: cytoplasm.